AUGCCUGUUGAUGCUUUCAGAAUCGCUGAAGAGUACCGAGUAGGAAUAACGUGGUGUGAUAACGGCAAGGAUAAAUUGGAUGGGAUCAUCUUAACCAAUGGAAUGAUCGAGGAUCGCUGUGCCAAGCUGGCUUACGAUCUUCAGCGCGACUAUGGUAACAACCGCAUUCACUUGUUGUGCGUUUUGAAGGGUGCUCAAGUUUUCUUUGCCGCUUUGUCCCAUCAAAUGCAGAACUUGGGAAUGGCUUUUUCGUAUGAUUUUAUCAAAGUAAAGAGCUACAGUGGGUCGAGCUCGACUGGAGAGGUGAAAGUGGAAGGACUGAACCUGGAGGGACUGAAAGACCACCACGUCGUCAUCGUGGAGGACAUCAUCGAUACUGGAAAUACGAUGAAGGUCUUGAUCCCUAUGAUCGAGAGCUAUGGAGCGAAAUCCGUCGCUACCUGCGUUCUCUGCGAGAAGGAUACCCCGCUGAGCUGCGGGUACAAGAGCAAUUACUGCGGGUUCAUUGUGCCGAACAUGUUCAUUGUGGGAAAUGGAUUCGAUUUCGACGAGGUCAUGCGCGAAAUGCCUCACGUGGGCUGCAUCAGCCAGUAUGGAAUUAAGUAUUACACAGAACACAAGCUCUUUUGA
Messenger RNA from Blastocystis hominis, 630 nucleotides. RefSeq lists its product as hypothetical. The record is from RefSeq and is a predicted model, not a curated record. NCBI's taxonomy places the organism in Eukaryota, Bigyra, Opalinata, Blastocystidae. Gene Ontology annotation, molecular function: hypoxanthine phosphoribosyltransferase activity; magnesium ion binding. The transcript has 4 exons. The coding region runs from base 1 to 630 and encodes 209 amino acids. Gene Ontology annotation, biological process: hypoxanthine metabolic process; IMP salvage; purine ribonucleoside salvage.